Molecule: messenger RNA, 682 nt
Organism: Dermatophagoides pteronyssinus (European house dust mite)
Lineage: Eukaryota; Metazoa; Arthropoda; Arachnida; Sarcoptiformes; Pyroglyphidae
Product: trafficking protein particle complex subunit 2-like protein
Biological process (GO): endoplasmic reticulum to Golgi vesicle-mediated transport
Source: RefSeq, a predicted model, not a curated record
CGUAAACAAGUGUUCGAUCGAUGUUUUUUUGUUUUUGUUGUCAAAAAUUUUUCGAUUUUUGAUUUUUGCUUUUCAAGAAUUUUUGAAGAAUUUUUUCAACCAGAUUUUCGUAAUCAAGAAUGUCCAUUUUAGCAUUAUCGAUUGUUAAUAAUCAUAAUACACCUGUAUUGAUUCGAACACGUAACCAAGAAUCAUCAACAAAUAAUGAAAUUGAUCUGUUAUUUAAAUUACAUUCAUCAUUAGAUGUUAUUGAUGAAAAACAAUUAAAUCGUGAAACAUUUCUUGGAUUAUUAACACAAAGUGAUCAAUAUAAAAUUUUUGGUUAUUGUUCAGCGACGAAUAAUAAAAUUCUAUUAAUGGUUGCGAAUAAUCAAACAAUUCGUGAUAAUGAAGCACGAGCUAUAUUGAAAACAUUACAUAAUCAUUUUGUUGAUUGUACAACAUCCAAUCCAUUCUACGUACAUGGUCAGCCUAUUCACUCAAAACAUUUGAUGCGAAAAAUUGAUGAAAUUUUUGGCUAACGAAUACCUCCUCUCUCCAUUUUUGCCCAUGUUUAUCAAUAAAAGUUUUAUCAAUCAGUUUUUUUCUUUUUUGACAAUUUUCUGUUUCCAUUCGAAUAUUCAAGGUUCGUUGCACUUGAUCAUCAUUUUUUUGGGUUGUCAAAGAUGGACAAAAAAUCGAU